ACGUGACCUCUCUCUCCUUACCUACCCCGUCCUGGACCACCGACAGCGACACUCGAAUGCGCAUCGGAAUAGUUCAAAUGGUUUUGGGACGGUCUACAAUGCAUUAGUCGAGCGAUUGAGCGUCAUUAUAUGUACCACUAGACGAUUGUAAUAUAGCUAAGGCAUACCCAUAAUGGAGGAGGAGGAGGAGAACUAUCCAAACUUUGGCAGCGCAUAUCCUACUACCGCCACCGAUGCGCCAUCGCAGUCAGCAUCCUGGAACCCUGCGCUCAGAUCUGAUAACGUAGAUCGCGUGCACACAGCAGACGGUCCACCAGAAAGCGACGACGAGUUCUACCAACGGUAUCCCGACGCGACUCCCAAGAAGCAGCAACAACGGCGCAGUGUCAUCCCUUCACUGGCACUCGAGUCGGCGCAUGACGAGUACAACGCGGCAAGACGACAGAGCAUUAGCGUCCAGCAUGUACUGGACAUCACGCACGAUGAACCAUCAGCCGAGGAUCUCAGCAAAGGGCCGCGAACAUUCACGGAGGCUGAAGGCCCGAUCACGCAUCAUGAGCAUGACGAGGAAGAGGGUGUUGUUCUUGCGAAUGGAGCCGAAGAAUAUGAUGAUGAGGAGCAAGUGUUCCGAGGCCCCAAUGAGAGUAUCGCAGAGCAAGAGCACGAUCUGAAGGCGAAGAUGCCAGAUAUUCCGUUAGGCCAGGCAGCAGCGGUACAGCAGGUGGCUAAGCAAACGGAGCAAACGGAUCACGCGCAUGUGCCGCCACCAGAUCACGAGGAGGCGACACAUCCUGAGGAACGGUACGAGCACCAGGGCGAGGUUACCGAGAUGGAGGCGGCGCAAGACGAGGAUCCAGUCGCACCACUCCUGGAGGAUGAGGAGGAGAUACCAACCAUAGGCGCCACGAGCAGAGCCUCUACUAUGCCGGUAGACGAUCAAGAGUCGCCGAUCCAGUCGCCUUCGAAAGCGCACAAAGCAGCACCGUCGAUCGAUCGGAGCUUCACCACCAACUUCACCGAGCCUCCACCACAACCGGAGCUGCAUGAUAAGCAGGCAAGUGAAGAGGUCUGGCCUGCUGCUAGCGAUGACAAGACUUUUGGCGAGCUCCUUGACCGCGAGCACAAUGCAGAGAAUGGUAGUGUGCGCGAGCACGGCGCAGCAGAGUCAUGGCCAACGCAUAUUGGAACCAAUGAGCUGGACCAACUUGUAGAAUACGAACGAGCCGAACCACCACAAAAGCUUGUAGAGCAGGAUGCAGCGGCCCAAGGUCUUGGCGAGGUAGCAGCGCCGGAUGCUGUACCGGAAUCUGCGCUGGGAGAAAACGAGUCGAACGAGCUUGACCCUUCAAAGUUCUUUGGCGACGAUGAUGAAGGUCUACUGGAGGAUGAGCCGUUCUUGUCAGAGCCUGUGCAAGUACAGCCAUCUGCACCAACUCAGCCGAUUCCGCGAGGUUCAACAAACCAAUACCGGCCCGCAAACACUCAGCAAGCACAGCAAGCAGCACGGCAAAGUCCCUAUUCAGCUCCGGCACCUUUCAUUAACCAGUCUCAUGGGCGAGCAGGUGGCACGCCUGACACCGGGUUGUAUGACGUUUACAACAACCAGCCUACCCAGACUACACAAGCUGCUCCGAGGCCAGCGUUACAAGGUGCGCAAAGUUUUGCGGACAAGUCGAAAGGUGGAUACCAGUCUCCAUACGAUUUGCCAAUGGAGGUCGUGAAACCCAGGAAGAAGCAAGUCCAGCAGCAGCCGUCUGUGUCCGCUCCAGCGCCACCACCAAGGACGAGCAGUUAUAGUCAACCUGCCCCGUCACCAGCAAUGCCUCCUCAGAACGCUGCACGUCCACCUUCAACCAGUAGCUUCAGCCCACCUACGUCAAGCCACGGCCUGAGUGCGACCGCACCUCGUGCUGCUUCCGCAACGGCUAACCCAAAAGAUACGCCCGGCGCCAGUAGUGGUUUCUUUGCUGACUUGCCGACGACCGCAAAGGCAAGGGCAAGAUCCGCUCAAGUUCCGACUCCGCAGCCCACUCCUUCCCCCGCCUUGCCUCAAGCAAUGCAGCCAGGCAUGUCCGCGGUGGUGUCAGGGCGACAAGCACAAGCACUAUCUGGAAUGCCGCAGGCUCAAUCACUGCGGGGAUCAGUCUCUGCGAUACAACAGUCUGUUCAACCGCAGCAACAGCAAGCCACGUAUGGCGGCCUAAGACAACCGGACAGAAUGCCGUUGCUGCCCGAUCAACCCACAGCAGCCCCGACUCAUCCGCCCCCACACACUGCACCAACACGUUAUUCACCAAGCCUCCAACCAGCCCCAGGACCUUCGCGAUACUCUCCUGCCCCAAACCCGUUGUCCGCUCAGCAGUCAGCGCCGUCAAAGUAUCCGCCGACGUCAGCUGCGCAAACGACUCAGCCUCCGACCAAGCGGCACGCCUCUGCUGCUCCUGUGAGUGGUCCGCCUAGCAUCGCUGCACAUCAAUUCGCCCCACGCACUAGCAGCCCGCUUGCCUUCGCUGAGAAACCGCACCCGCCUCUUCCGAGUGAUGCACACCGUGGUACGGCGACAAGCCCAUCCAAGGUCAACGGUAUCACAACUACUGCCGCCGGGUCGCUCUCGCCAGAACGGAAGGUGAACAGGUACUCACCUUCCGACCCGGCAAACAUACAGCAGAACACCCAACCACCUCCGCCAAGGCCAUGGACACAGUCCCCUACAGCCUCCGUGAAGCAAGCCAACCACGCCAUCCCGCGUGCGGAGCGGCCUACAUCCGCCGCCGGUGGCGCCCCAUCAGGGUAUGCUUCUCGGCCUGCUGCACCUGCAGUACAGCCACCGAGGGGACCAGCCUUGCCUCACCGGCGGACUUUCUCACUCGAGCUUACCUUCGCUGCACCGCAGGACGAGAGAGCCCAGGACCCGCUGGAGCGUUGGAAAGGUGGCCCCAUAUUCGUGUGGAGUGCUGCUGGUUCCGUCGUGACAAGCUUUCCGAAGCAGACGCCUUUCUACGCUUCCGGUCAGGGUAUGCCGAACGUGAAGUGCACGCCUGGAGAUGUCAAGAUACAAGACAUUGCCUCGGUUCUGCCGCUAGGGGAGCAAGACGUCAAGUUUCCGGGCCCGCUGCCGGCGCGGUCGAAGGGCAAGAAGAAGGAUGUUCUUGCCUGGCUGAGUGUUAAGGUGGAGAAUUUGGAGCAAAGUGCUGAGGCGGCAAGUCUGGACUACACCCUUUCGCCUGACAUGCAGAAGCGGGCCGAAGAGAGAGUGCUGCUUUGGAAGAUCAUGCGACUGUACGUCGAGCAUGAUGGCGCUUUGGAGGGCAACCCGAAGAUCGACGACGAAGUCCGCAAGAUCCUGUUGCCGCAUCUCGCGCAAAUGAACCAAGUGAUGGAGCUACAGAGUCCGACGUCUGCCACCAGCGCGGUUACGGGCGAGCCCAUCGACCGGCAGGUCCUCGCGCAGCUUCGCCAAGCUUUGCUCGAGGGUCAUCGCGAGCGCGCAGUGUGGCUUGCAGAAGACAAGAAGCUGUGGGGCCACGCUAUGCUGAUCGCAUCAACCAUGGCACCAGAGACCUGGAAACAGAUCAUUCAAUCGUUUGUGCGCAGCCAAGUCAAGAGCGUGGGCCCAGACGGGAGAAGUCUGGCCACUCUGUAUCAGAUCUUUGCAGGCAACAGCGAAGAGUGUGUGGAUGAGCUUGUGCCUCCGAGUGCAAGAGCGGGUUUCCAGAUGGUGAGCAAGACGGAUGGGAUGGCUAGCAGUAAUCCUCUUGAUGGCCUAGACCAAUGGCGCGAGACGCUGGGUCUCGUAACAAGCAAUCGCACAUCGAACGAUGGACCAAGCAUUCUGGCUCUUGGAAAGCUGCUUACUAGCUACGGCAGGAUCGAGGCCGCGCAUACGUGCUUCUUGUUCGCGAGGACUUCCCCCAAGUAUUCUGGCGCGGACGACGCGGAGGCGAACUUCGUCCUACUGGGGGCGAACCAUCAAAGCAAAGAUGAGAGUUUCGGCUCCGAUUUGGACGCCAUCCUUCUAACGGAGGUGUACGAGUGGGCCUCCUCCCUCUCCGCACCCAGCGUAACAGGCGCAUACGUCCCGCAUCUCCAGUCCUUCAAGUUUCUGCAUGCGCAACAACUGGCGGCGUACGGCAUGAAGACGAAAGCGCAAUCGUACUGCGAUCACAUCACCCAGGCCUAUCAGUCCACUACGCGACCUAGCCAGUACUAUCACCCCACCUUCACACAGGCUGUGAGCGAUUUGAGUGCCUUCCUCAGCCAGACGCCGCAGGACGCCAAGAGCGGCUGGUUUGGCAGGCCGGCUAUGAAGACCGUCUCGAGCAAUGCAGGCAACUGGUUUACGAAAUUCGUGUCUGGCGAUGACGAUGCGCGAGGAGCCGCUAAUGCUGCAGCGGGCAUAGCUGGAACCGACGAGAGUGGACCCUUCGGCAGGGUCAGUGGCGAGGUCAGCCGCUCCGCAUCCGGGUCAGACUUGUACGGUUCUGUAAUGAUGGGAGGCAGCAUGCCCCAGGCUGCGGCCACGCCUCCUUCUGCCACGUUUAUGCCAUCCACUGCGCCGAAUGGGCGAUACGCACCAUCAUACGGCGCUGCACAGAAGACUGCCGCAGAACAUGCAUCGGGCCCAAGGUAUACUCCGCAGCUUUCGACAGGGUUGUCGCCCGUCGAUGGCAGUGCCUUCACUAGCCCGACAGAAGUGACACGUAACCUCGGUGUGCCGUCUUUCGAUAAUCAGCGACCGAGUUCCGCGCCACGAGCACCAUCAUUCUCGCGCUACGCUCCCGGUGGCACAGGCGCUGGUUUAGGCGUGCAAAGUACCGGACUCAAUACGCAACACUCUGAGAUCGGCCGACCUUCCUCUGAUUAUGGUGUGCCGUACGGCGCGUCUGACUCAAGAAGAGGCUCCGCGCAGGAUCCGGGCAGUCAAGGGAGCUAUGUGCCAACGUCCAGCUUCGCACCGCAAGAAGAUAGCCCGCGGCUACACCCAAUGCCCCAGCAAUAUCCAAACAGUAUCGCUGGCAGCUCAGACGGGUUCGAUGGACGGCCAAACGGAGCGCACAUGCACGAAGAUGUUGGCGAGCAUAUGGCGGACGUACCAGAUGCCACAUCGACUGGAUACGAGCCGCCAACUGCAGGAUAUGAACCACCUUCAUACCAGCCCUAUCAGCCAGAACCGGAGAUGGAGGAGCCCGCAGAUGAGUCGCCCAAGCCGAAGAAGAAAGGCAUUAUGGACCUUGACGAAGAUGACAGUGAAAUGGAGAAGCGUGCUGCAGCGCAGCAGAAGGCUCAGGCUGACCGCCAAGCAGAUGAAGCAUUCCGCAAAGCAGCCGAAGCGGAUGCCGCCCGUGACAAGAGCAAGGGCCAGGACAAAGCUGGAGGCACUUGGUUUGGCGGCUGGUUCAAGAAGGAUCCAAGUGCAGAGCUAAACAAGCCCAUCAAGGCGAAGUUGGGCGAGGAGAGCUCGUUCCACUAUGAUGAAAAGCUGAAGAAGUGGGUCAACAAGAAGGGUGGGAUGGAGGAGGCAACACCGGCUGCAGCUACUCCGCCUCCGCCACGGGCUCCAGGUAGUCGGGCGGGCAGUGUCGCGGCAGGGCCUCCGCCUAGCGGACCGCCAAGCAGAGUUGGAAGCGGAGUGGGUUCCCUGCCUCCUUCUGCCAGCUUCGGCCCACCGGGCUCAGGACCGCCGUCGCGAGCAGGUACGCCGGCAUCCUUCCGCUCUGCUGGGCCAGACAGUGCAAGUCAUCCGCCGCCGACGAUGGCCGGAAUCAACGCCGAUGCAGCAGGCUCAUCCUCCGCACCGCCUAGUAGGCCACCGACGAGCAUGAGCAAUGCUAGUAGCCUGGAUGAUCUGCUCGCCGCCGGAUCUGGGCGAAGGGGGGCAUCCGGGACAUUAAAAGGCAAGAAGAAAGGACGCUAUGUAGAUGUCAUGGCCCAAUAGGGCGUUUGAGCGCAAUCGUAUACAUUAGCGAGAAGCGUUCGGUCUGGGUCCUUCUGUGUGUAAAACAGGAACGCUAAGAUAAUAGGUGUGCAAAGACGUAGCGCGGCGCACGCAUUCACUCUCUUAAGCGAAUCGUGCCGUUUAAACGGCGCGCCCGCUCUCUGACAGCUAGUGUCCUCGAUUAUAA
Messenger RNA from Baudoinia panamericana UAMH 10762, 6122 nucleotides. RefSeq lists its product as uncharacterized. The coding region runs from base 173 to 5935 and encodes 1920 amino acids. Gene Ontology annotation, biological process: autophagy; COPII vesicle coat assembly; Golgi organization. Gene Ontology annotation, cellular component: endoplasmic reticulum exit site; ER to Golgi transport vesicle membrane. The transcript has 3 exons. NCBI's taxonomy places the organism in Eukaryota, Fungi, Ascomycota, Dothideomycetes, Mycosphaerellales, Teratosphaeriaceae. The record is from RefSeq and is a predicted model, not a curated record.